Molecule: messenger RNA, 1209 nt
Organism: Penicillium arizonense
Lineage: Eukaryota; Fungi; Ascomycota; Eurotiomycetes; Eurotiales; Aspergillaceae
Exons: 8
Coding region: 1-1209 (402 amino acids)
Source: RefSeq, a predicted model, not a curated record
AUGGUGUCCAAGUCAAUCGUUGUGCUGUUGGGUGUUGCUGGUGCCCUAGCGCAGCAGGUUCCUCUCGAGGCCACUCGCAACUGUCUAACUUCCACCGACCCUAAUGCCUGCUGCUCCAGUGCCGGGCAGGUUGAGGGUAAAGAGACCGCCAGCCAGGUGGUCUUCCAUUAUAAAUGUCGCUCAUACCCGUCCCCUACAGAGCCCAAAGGCAAGAGCGCCGUGAAUGCUCACGAAUGCGCCUCGCUCUGUGCAAAUGACGACACUUGUCACGCGGCGGCCUGGCAAACAAAUGGACUUGUGCUUGAGGCAAAGCAGCAUCUGGACAAAAUAUCUGAGCUUCAAUCAUCAGUCGACAACAACAAGAAAAUGCUUCAGCAGGAAUAUGACGCGAUUAUUAAAUGGGCCAAACCUUGUCGGACCAUGAACCCCCCAUUGAAACAAGAUGAUGGAUGUGCUAUGACUGUCGGUGGCAAAAAAUGGCUGUUUCUCUAUGGGAAGGCAAUUGGGACCUGGGACGGCCAACAACAGACUCCUGGGACGCAUGCGCUAACUUGUAAACAGCAAUUACUCCUCUUUGCUAUGUUACCCAAACGCAUGAUGUCCGACCUGACAAGUACUGGUGCAACUACAGCCCAAGUUGCAAAAGCUGCACAGCGCAGCGUGUUUUUGGGUACAUUCAAGGAGUGGAAAGAUCACUCGUCCUCGCUCUAUUUGCACGAAUCGGAUUCUGGUAGCUUUGAUAUCUUCAAAGAAACGGAAUUGCGGCUAUUCAGCGAAAGCCUGCAGAUGUUGGAACAUACAAUACUCAUGGCAGAGGAAAACUCAGUGUUAUUGGAUGAAUUCUCUAUCUCAAGAGCUCUUUCCGACGUGGAGUGGACCUCAAUAAUGUCCAGAGAGAAUGAGUUAUUUUCAGCAGCGAUCGACAUGAAUCGGAAGCAACACGUGCUACAGGACCGACGAUUGGCACUCAAACGCAUCGCUCGUGAAUCCGAAGCAUACGAGAUUGGGACGCAAUACCAUCGAAAUGUCAUUGGUGAGCUCUUGUCCGAGAUCAGUCGCUUGCGUAAUGGACAACCAGUCUAUACCGAGGAAGAAGACCAGCUUCCUAUUGAUGCUAUCAAUGCAAUGACCGGCGAUUACCAAUGCCUGCAACGCGAUGAAGCCUAUCAUGGGGGCGAAUCCCCGAUACCCAUCCUUUGGCGAACAUGA